AUGGCAGCACCGGAGGAUCUCAAGCCCAGGUCUGAGCUUGAUGAGUACGUCGAAAAUGGCAUGACUAUCGAGUCCGCCGACUUCAAGGCCAAGGAAGCAAAGUUGAGGAGGAAGCUCGAUCUUUUCAUCGCUCCAGUCAUGAUGCUGCUUAUGCUCAUCAGUUAUCUGGAUAGGGGGAACAUCGGCUUCGCUGCAACACAGGGAAUGUCGGCCGAUAUUGGUUUGAAAGGCAACCAGCUCAAUACUGCAGUCUCCAUCUUCUAUAUCUUCUACAUUCUAGCCGAAUUCCCUACCUCGAUCUUCGUCAAAAAGCUGCAAUUCAACAGAGUCAUACCCGCAAUCUGCUUCUCCUGGGGCUUAGUGUGCCUCUCGAUGGGGUGGAUCCAAAAUUUUGCCGGCCUUUGUGUCUGUCGACUUCUUCUGGGCUUCUUUGAAGGAUGUCUCUUCCCAGCCAUGACGCUACUACUGGCCAACUGGUAUCGACGUGAAGAGCUGGCGCAGCGCAUCUCCUAUCUCUUUAUCGCCUCGGCCCUGUCAGGCGCCUUUGGUGGUCUCAUCGCCUUCGGCAUCCUAUAUAUGGAUGGCGUUGCCGGCUAUCCAGGUUGGCGAUGGCUCUACAUCAUUGAGGGCAUCCUCACCAUCAUAUAUGCUGGCAUGUGCAUCUAUCUAGUGCCCAAGAACUAUCAGACGGCGUACUUCCUGAACGCUGAGGAGAAAAAGAUCAUGGCCAUCCGGGCGGAGCUCUCAGAAUCGUACAGUGGCGGCGAUGGCCACCCUAAGAUGAAAGAGAUUAAGCUCGCUGCAAAGGAUAUCAAGACCUGGCUCCAUGGUGUCAGCCAAAUUGCUGUGGUAACCAUUCUCUAUGGGUUUGGAACAUUCCUGCCCAUUAUCUUGAGAUAUGGGUUCAAUUAUACAACCAGACAGGCUCAAUACCUAGUCAUCCCCGUCAAUCUUUGGGGUGCAGUGGUCUAUGCUGUCGGUGCAGUCAUCUCGGAUAAGUAUCAUAAACGUUUCUUGGUCAUGGUUAUCUGCGCACCUUUUGGCAUCGCAGGCUAUGCCAUCUUAUUGACCGACGUUCCUGUCGGUGUCUUGUAUUUUGCCACAUACCUCAUUGCCACCGCUUGUUUCCUCUGCACAGGAGGAAAUAUUGCCUGGCAUUCAGGCAAUGUUGCCCCCGAUGGAAAGCGAGCUGCUGCUCUCGGUAUUCAACUCACCUUGACAAACAUUGGAGGUAUCGUCAGUGGACAAAUCUACCAAUCCAAAUCAGCACCAGACUUCACCCUUGGCCACUCGUGGUCCCUUGGAUGUCUUGUUUUUGCAUUGAUCAUGUUCAAUAUUAUUCGAAUCAUCUACAAGCGACGAGAGGCUUGGAAGGACAAAGCCCUCUCAGAAGGCGUUGUCGUUCCUCCAGAGGAAUUCACCGAUCGUGCGCCCACUUUCAGAUAUCAAUUCUAG
This is a messenger RNA of Exophiala aquamarina CBS 119918, 1455 nucleotides long. RefSeq lists its product as uncharacterized. The record is from RefSeq and is a predicted model, not a curated record. Gene Ontology annotation, molecular function: transmembrane transporter activity. The transcript has 5 exons. Gene Ontology annotation, biological process: transmembrane transport. The coding region runs from base 1 to 1455 and encodes 484 amino acids. Lineage: Eukaryota; Fungi; Ascomycota; Eurotiomycetes; Chaetothyriales; Herpotrichiellaceae. Gene Ontology annotation, cellular component: membrane.